This is a messenger RNA of Gekko japonicus, 840 nucleotides long. It is a transcript of the gene CDKAL1, whose product is annotated as CDK5 regulatory subunit associated protein 1-like 1. Gene Ontology annotation, molecular function: tRNA (N(6)-L-threonylcarbamoyladenosine(37)-C(2))-methylthiotransferase activity; 4 iron, 4 sulfur cluster binding. Gene Ontology annotation, cellular component: endoplasmic reticulum. Gene Ontology annotation, biological process: tRNA methylthiolation. The record is from RefSeq and is a predicted model, not a curated record. The annotation marks the transcript as partial. The transcript has 9 exons. Lineage: Eukaryota; Metazoa; Chordata; Lepidosauria; Squamata; Gekkonidae.
GGCGUGGCCAUCGCAUGGCCGCCUCGUGAAGCUGGAAAGUGCGCCAGGCGUUGCGGGAAAAAAGACUAUGCUGUAAUUCCAAAGGUACUCUUUAAAUUAAGAAAAUGCCUGCUGUCUGUGAUUCUCUUCUUGAAGAUAUUGAAGAUAUUGUGUCAGCGCAAGACCCAAAGCCUCAUGAUUGGCGUUUCAGGAAAGCAGACAUUAUUCCUAAAGUGCGCAAACGCAAUUCACAAAAGAAUGUAGAAGCUGAUGAUGAUCCUCCAAGUGACAGUGUUAUUCCUGGUAUACAAAAAAUCUGGAUACGUACAUGGGGCUGUUCUCAUAAUAAUUCAGAUGGAGAAUACAUGGCUGGACAAUUGGCCGCUUAUGGAUACAAAAUUACAGAGAAUGCCCCAGAAGCAGACCUGUGGCUACUGAACAGCUGCACUGUAAAGAACCCAGCAGAAGACCACUUUAGAAACUCCAUUAAGAGAGCACAAGAAGGCAAAAAGAAAGUUGUCUUAGCUGGAUGUGUUCCACAAGCCCAGCCUCGCCAAGAAUACCUACAAGGCCUGAGUAUUAUUGGGGUCCAGCAGAUAGAUCGUGUAGUAGAAGUAGUUGAGGAGACUAUCAAAGGUCACUCUGUGAGAUUGCUGGGUCAGAAAAAGGAUAAUGGAAAACGGUUGGGGGGAGCUCGAUUGGAUUUGCCCAAGAUUAGAAAGAACCCACUGAUAGAAAUAAUUUCCAUCAAUACAGGGUGCCUGAAUGCAUGUACAUAUUGUAAAACCAAACAUGCCAGAGGAGAUCUAGCAAGUUAUCCUGUUCAAGAGCUGGUAGACAGAGCUAAACAGUCUUUUCAAG